This is a messenger RNA of Exophiala mesophila, 552 nucleotides long. RefSeq lists its product as uncharacterized. The coding region runs from base 1 to 552 and encodes 183 amino acids. The transcript has a single exon. The record is from RefSeq and is a predicted model, not a curated record. Lineage: Eukaryota; Fungi; Ascomycota; Eurotiomycetes; Chaetothyriales; Herpotrichiellaceae.
AUGGCAUUCCGUUCUAUCUUCACGAGACUCACCUGGAGCAGUUCCAGCAUCUUUAGCAGGAACCUCUCGCUUGCUCGGCCACGAGAAUUCCACCUUUCCACAGUCAGAUUCUCACCUACAGCAGCAACCUCAAUCCCCAAUGCUAGCAAUACUAUCGUGACACCACCUCCCCCACAAGCCUCUGCUGGAGGUAAUGAGGAUCGGAACGACGCUAGCCAUGCUGCGUUCCUCGGCGAGGCAGACAGUAACGAUGGUCACGAUGCAGUCCAGGCAGCAUACGGCGAACCCGCACCAGCUUUGGACGCCAGCAAUGCCGCCUUCUUAGGCGAGGCUGACUCAGACGAUGCCUUUGAAGCACGAAAAGCAGCCGAGGGAGAUAAAUAUGAGCCUAUGGAUGCCAGCAAGAGUGCCUACUUGGGUGAGGCUGACAGUGAUGAUGGCUUUGAGUCCGACAUGGAGAUCAACCCCGAGGCUCAUCGACACAAAAUCGACGAUGCCAGUGUCAGUGGCUUGCACGGCCAAUCUGGCGAGCAGGACCAGAGAAUUGAGUAA